AUGUUUGUGCCGCACAAAGACAUCCACUCUACCUUUGAGCAAUGCUCAGCCCUCCUUAGACUUGCCUACCUUUACCUUAUUGCUACUCUCGUUUCAGUCCAAGCGAUAUCACCUGCUGUUGUUGAGUUUGCCAUGGAGUCAGUCAACGGCAGUUUGGGAAACCUUUCGACCAUCAUCAUCGGGAAUAUCUUUCCCAUGGUCCAGAAUGCCUGCAAGUUCGAUUGGCAUGAGCAGGGACUGUACAUCUUGUCGUGGCUUCAGCAGCUGAAAAUGUCCCUCCCCUCAUCGCUGCAUCAGCUGAGGACAUCCUCUCAGCUGUCCCUCUUGCUGAGUCCUUACGCCGCCCUCCUGGGCACCACCCUCUUGGUCUGGUAUGUCGGAACCAGCGUAGCUGCGUGGAUUCGACUACGUCAUUUCCCGGCCGCCUCUUGGCUGGCAAACUUCUCGUACCUCUGGCUGGCCAAGACGACAUACAGCGGCAGGCAGUAUUGGGUGCACCGGGACCUGAACCGCAAGCACAAGAGCCCUCUCGUGCGCAUCGGGCCCAACGAGCUCAUCACCGACGACCCUGACAUCAUCCGGCGCGUCAGCGCGGCGCGGAGCGGCUACGUGCGCGACACUUGGUACAUCACUGGCCGCUUCAACCCCUACCACGACAACAUGUUCACGGUGCUGGAGCCCAAGGCGCACAAGCAGUUCAAGUCGCGCACCAUGCACGCCUACAGCGGCCGCGAGCUGCCCGACUUUGAGGCCGGCAUCGACGAGCAGGUCCAGAUGCUCGUGGACACGCUGCAGCGCAAAUACGCCGCCCCUGCCAAGCCGACCGCCAAGGGUCGUCAAGGUGCCCUGCUCGAUCUCGGGCCGAUCUCGUGCUACUUCACCAUGGACGUCAUCACGCGGCUGGGAUUCGGGCAGGAGUUUGGCUACCUGCAGUCCGAAACGGACCUGUACAACUUCCUUGGGGGCGUAAAGGAUCUGUGGCCCCGCAUGUCCACGUCGGCAGACGUACCUUGGAUCCGCAAGGUCCUGUUCUCCAAGUUCUUUCUGAAAAUUAUCGGCCCCGGGCCAAAGGACAAGAACGGCUUUGGCGCCUUGAUGGCCGAUGCGCAGGAUCGUGAAAUUUUCCGCGUCCGCGACGAGCUCAUCGCUGGCGAGGGCAAGGAUGUCAACUUCUACGACUACGUCGGCGUGGCUCCAUCCGCAUCUGUUGACGAGAUCGGCAAAGCCUACCGCAAAAAGUCACGUCUUUUGCACCCGGACAAGGUCAAGCAACAGCUCACCGCCGAGCGCACGCGCCAGGCGAAGGAAGACAAGUCCAAGAAGCCCAAGCCUCCGACCCAAGCCGAGGUUCGCGCAGCGGUGAAGAAGGCCUCGGAUCGCCAGGCCCGCCUCUCAAUCGUGGCCAAUAUUCUCAAGAGCCCGUCUCGCGACCGUUACGAUCAUUUUCUCAGCAAUGGCUUCCCGACUUGGAAGGGCACCAACUACUACUAUAAUCGCUACCGGCCCGGCCUGGGCACAGCCAUGUUCGGCGUGUUCCUCUUCGGCGGCGGACUUGCGCACUAUUUGGCGCUUUACAUGAGCUGGAAGCGCCAGCGUGACUUUGUCGGCCGCUACAUCAAGUUUGCUCGUCAGACGGCCUGGGGCGACAACCUGAACAUUCCCGGUGUCGAGACCCGCGCCCGCACGCCCCCGCCCCCGGUCGCUGCUGACGACGACGAGGGAGCUGGCCCCGCCAUGGCUAUGAACCGCAAGCAGCGCCGCAUGCAAGAGCGCGAGACCCGCCGCGAGGCGUCCAAGGGUGCCGUCUCUAGAACAGCUCGUCGUGCUCGCGGCAGUGCUGCCGCCAGCGGGAGCGCUACGCCAACGCCGCAGGGCUCGGGCCCGACGGGCGCAAAGAAGCGUGUCGUCGCCGAAAAUGGCAAAGUCCUCGUCGUCGAUUCGCUCGGCGAUGUAUAUCUCGAGGAGGAAAACGAGGAUGGACAUGUGGUUGAAUACCUGCUUGACCCGAAUGAAAUCCCCCAGCCCACUAUCCGCGAUACUGCUCUUGUACGACUUCCCAUGUGGGCUUACAGCCGGACGAUUGGUCGUGUACUUGGUGGCAAGAACUCUGUCGAUGAGGCUACAUAUGACGAAGACGCCGAGACGAACCCGCUGAUGGACGACAACGAAGACUCUGCCUCGGAGCCUGGAAAGCGCACUCCCAGCACAGAUUCAGCCGAGGACUUUGAGUUAGUAGAAAAGUCUGUUGACUCUUUGGGCCAGGCUAAGUCAAGCGGCAAGUCGAGUGGUAACAAGCCCGGCAAACGCAAGAACAAGAAGAGGUAG
Pyricularia pennisetigena is the source of this 2325-nucleotide messenger RNA. RefSeq lists its product as uncharacterized. Gene Ontology annotation, cellular component: endomembrane system. NCBI's taxonomy places the organism in Eukaryota, Fungi, Ascomycota, Sordariomycetes, Magnaporthales, Pyriculariaceae. The record is from RefSeq and is a predicted model, not a curated record. The coding region runs from base 1 to 2325 and encodes 774 amino acids. The transcript has 4 exons. Gene Ontology annotation, molecular function: iron ion binding; oxidoreductase activity, acting on paired donors, with incorporation or reduction of molecular oxygen; heme binding.